Messenger RNA from Protobothrops mucrosquamatus (brown spotted pit viper), 534 nucleotides. Its product is annotated as chloride anion exchanger-like. Lineage: Eukaryota; Metazoa; Chordata; Lepidosauria; Squamata; Viperidae. Gene Ontology annotation, cellular component: membrane. Gene Ontology annotation, molecular function: bicarbonate transmembrane transporter activity; chloride transmembrane transporter activity; oxalate transmembrane transporter activity. The record is from RefSeq and is a predicted model, not a curated record. Gene Ontology annotation, biological process: transmembrane transport. The coding region runs from base 94 to 534 and encodes 146 amino acids. The transcript is spliced from 3 exons.
UAGGGCUUCACGCAACUGUGGUCUUCAGGAUACUAAGUUAUGUUUUAAAGCACAGUCUGUUAUUUAUUUUCAAGCCUUCAAGUGAUUAAAAAGAUGAAGGACUCAAACGGCUACCAGAAGGAACACUUGGCCAGAGAAAUGGCAGAACCUGUCAAUAACCAGUAUGUGAUCACCGGACCAGUUUACUCAGAGCUAUCAUUUGAUGAAGAGCACCAGAAGGUCUAUAGACACCAUAAAACCUUGGUGGACCAUCUCAGAUUAUGCUUUAGGUGUACCCCACAAAGGGCCAAAAGUGCCGCUCUUCAUUUGUUUCCUGUGGCUUCCUGGUUACCUGCAUAUCAGAUCAAGAAAUGGCUUCUUAGCGACAUCGUUUCCGGAAUUAGCACGGGGCUGGUCGCCAUCCUACAAGGCCUAGCAUUUGCUUUAUUGGCAAAUGUUCCUCCGAGUUAUGGACUCUACGCAGCCUUUUUCCCCGUGGUUAUAUAUUUCUUCUUUGGCACGUCCAGACAUAUAUCNACAAAAAAGUCUGGAUAG